CAAUCGGUGGCGUUAGCCAUUUUCCAUCGAGGGGACACAUUUCCUUGGGAAAAUCGGUUUUGAGGUCGGGAAUAACGCAAAGGAAAAUCUAGAACUCUUUUGACUGUCGGUGAUUUUACAUGGUAUUUUAGGUGCAUUUUUCGAUCAAAAAGUUUUCCCGAGCGUCCGGGUAUAAUAAUAUAAGUACGGCCAUAUUUGGAUCGUUUUCGUUUUAUUGUGUGCACUACAUUUUUUUUGGACUAAUUAAGGGAUUAUUCGAGUGCCAGAUAAAUUCAAAAGUGAUACCGGAAAAGAAGUGUAUUUGUAUUAAGUUAGUGAACAUUUAUUUAAUGAGUGACAGUGGCGAUUCGUGGAAUAAUUAGGAAGUUAUCCGGCAUGCAUUAUUGGCGCUGACGUUGGGGCCCUGAAGAGUUUGCAAUGUGGUAGGCGGGGUCGGGGGGUUGCAGCCCCCCUCUCGACCUGGCGCCGCCAUCACGGAUCACCACGGCGACCGACACAGGUGCCCUGACGACGGGUCCCGGGCCACCACCGGUUGCACGGGGGGCGGCAACGGAACGACGACGGCACCGUCUUCUGGCGCUGCUGCGUCGUCUUGCCCCCCGGUACGCGGCGCUCCUGCUCCUUUGCGCGGCAACGGCAACGGUGCUGUUUCCGAACGGUAUCCGCUCGGGAAGGAUCGGCAGUCGUCGGUCGCGGCGACGAACGCUGCGCAACAACAACAGGCGCAGCACAAGUCACAAUCGACUGGAUACCAUCAUCAGGACAGGUACCUUUACAAUGAUCGAACACCAUGUUCGAGCACACCAACAGUACCACUCGGAAAUACCAAUAUUAGGUAUCCGACAUCCAGUAGCACAACCAACGGCGGUAGCGAUCGGUACAGUCCGCAUGGUAGCCUGGACCGGUACCAUCAUCUGGGUGCGACGUACUCGCGCACUUCCACUCCGUCAUCGGAACGGUACCUGGACAAAAACUACCAUUUGGAGACAGUGGAGGCGACGGCGCAAGCUACAGCCUGUACCAUCGAUAGGUACACUCCGACUGAACGCCAUCGGCGGAAUUCGAAGUCUGACGUUUACAAGAUUAGAGAGAGAUCGACUAGCUCGGAUAGGAAGGAAAGAUUACAGAGAGAACAUUUGCAGGGACGCGGACAGCAACAGUACGAUACAGCCAACAGUCAAUACGAAAGGCCGGCGACACCUUCGAUUUUGGCAUGUCCGCCGGCUCCGGCACCGUUCGGCGGACCUUCAUCGGCCGUUUCCGAACCCCCGUCGCCGGCGCCGGCUUGCGAUCGGUUCGUCGCCCCGCCGCCGGCCGACGGCGAACCGGAAACGACCGAUUGCUAUGCGCACGGCGCGUUUCCCAGUCCGAUCGCGCCCGCUUCGCAGGAACGGUUCGCGCCUCCGCCGCUACCUGCGCCCUCGCCCACCGAGGAUAGGCCUGCUAGUACUAAUAGUAAACAAAGAUAUCAUCAGCAAGAAAACAAGUAUCAUUACACUUCCCCUAACCAAUCUUCGGAUAGGUACUAUCAAUACAAGUUGCCUAGUGGUGCUAGUCCUACGCCCUCUAGCGGUGGCUACUAUCAAACGGUGAACAAUGGAGAUUUGAGGUUCAGCAAUGAGGGACAGCGUUACGUACCACCAAAUGCACACAUGCCAGUGGAAAGAUAUGUACCGCAACCUCAACCGCAAGAACCUUUUUACAACUCGUACCAGUCAACGUACGAGCGCUAUCCUAAGCCGUCAUUCGUUGGCAGUGAUCCGUACAUGCGUCGCGAUCUUACUUAUCAUUACAGAUUGCCAAUACAAUUUGGACAAAAUCAAUAUCAGAAAAUACGGUACUCGCAUUUGGGUACGCCGUCGCGAGCCAAAUGUUGUCAAUUCGAAACGACAGGGGCUCGUUCUAGUCCCGGUUCCAGUUCCAGUACGAGUUCGGUUGCGAGCGGAGGUCACGCUUCCAGUUUGCAAGACGUGCAGUGCCAAAACUAUCAAGUCCAUUACCAACAAGAAAAGUCCACUCAGUGUCCGAUCAACGCGUCAAGGACUCUGGUGCCGUGCCGACACGGCGGAUGCGACGGCGCAGUAGAAUACGUGGGGGCGAGCGGUGGCAGACGAAUAUGCGCGACGCCGCCUCCGAGGCCUCAGGAGCGGUGCGAGGGGUGUAUUCAGGCUGCUGCGCAGGCGGCCGCUUUGGCCGUGGCUGCGCAGAUCAAUGCGCAGCAGAAGAAUGGAAACAGGACGCAGCAACAGACUCAACUCUGGCGAUCUACUACUCCAAUCAACCAAGCUCCAACUCUCCAACCAAACGAACAACCAUCAACCGUUCAACUAACACCAAGACACAUGCAAACCAACCGAAGCCUCACCCCAACCAGCAACGUCAGAUCCCUAACUCCUACCGUUGGACUAUCCAGUUCGGGAACCGAACAGUCCGGACUUAGUUCCUCGCUGGACGAACGUCACGAAGACACUCCGCCUCGAAUCAGACACAGCUCAGCUUCUAGCUCCCAGACUAUUUUCAAUAACACGCCCCAAUCAGCUACCAACUUGCCCUCAAUUGGCCAAGUGCAGCAUGUAACGCCCACUUUGGCUGGUAACAGGGGCGUGGCCGCCGUUCAAAGGGCGGUUUCAAUGCCUGCCACUCCCGCUGCUGAGCCUAGCAGCUCUAGGACUCCUGCCAGAAGCGAAGAGAAAGCUGCUAAAAGGGUGAACUAUAGUCAGAGCGAGAGAGCGCCCAAUAGGCCGCCUUUGAACAGGUCGGUUAGUAGGAGAGAAAUGAUUAAAAAUUAUAUUAGGAAGGAGACUGCUAACUUUUUUGGGGUUGAUGAGGAGAAUGAGGAUGAGGAGCAAAAGAGAUGGUUGGAUAGGAGAAAACGGAUGGCUUCAAGAACUAUGGGGCCUCUGAAAGAAGAAUACGCUACAUUGAGCUACAGGCCUCAAUCUCAAACGGCUUCGCCCUUGCAUCUACGACAUAGGAGAACCGCUUCGGAGGCUGUGCCUCAAUCAAUCAAUUCUGGUCAGCUUAUUGCAGGAGGUCGGCCUGAUGUACUGCCAGGAGAUGUAGCAGACGGAAUUGAUCGGAUGGGGUCUGGAUUGAGGAGGAAAGAUUCUACACUCACAAGACACCGUCCUCGUCCGCGUUCCCAGCAAAGCACCUGGUCCAGAAGUUUUCCACCUGACGUCCCUCGAACGUCCCCACAAGAACGUCUAUCAUCGGCUCCGGAAGAAGAAGCUGAAGCCUUCUUUACCAAAUCGCGACCAACAUCAUUUGAAGGCGACACAGUCGAUCGUAGUGAAAGAGUGAGGGUGAUCGAGCCUGCUUAUAGAACCGACAGAGAUGUUAGGUAUUCUGCUGCAACAGUUGCGGCACCAGUAGGUUGGAGAGGAGACUUAGACGGGGUUGUACUCAGACAUCCCGAACAAAGAGCUGUUAUUGGCUCGUCUAGAAUAGCAACAAACACUUUGGAUAGUAUUUUGGAUAAUUCCGAUAGGAGACAAUAUGGAAUGGGAUGGGUUGGAAGAUUGUUUGGGCGAUCAUAUAGAAAAUCCGUAGUGGCAGACGCAAGGAUACAGGCCCAAUUAGACGACAUGGACGAUCACAGGCCGUAUUUCACCUACUGGGUGACCACAGUGCAAGUUUUGGUUUUGCUGAUAUCGAUUGUUUGCUACGGUUUCGGGCCGUUCGGGGUCGAUCUUCAGGCCAAAUCCAGUCAAGUGCUAGUCACUAGUCUUAGCUUACAGCAAGUGGAUUAUAUGGAACCUGCUAAUUUUUGGGGUGGUCCUAGAGCGGCAGAUCUGAUACAUUUAGGUGCAAAGUUUGCACCCUGUAUGCGAUUAGACGACAAAAUAACGCAACAAAUUGAGAAAACAAGGAAAAAGGAAAAAGAGACCGCGUGCUGCAUACGAAACGACGAUUCUGGGUGCGUUCAAUCGUCACAAGCCGACUGUUCGAAAACAAUAUCAACAUGGAAAAAAUGGACAUCUGGAGACGCAGGACCGGGAGGCCGAAUAUCUGGUUCCGUGUGCGGCUUAGAUCCAAAGUAUUGUGAUGCUCCGGCGAGCGUACAUCCGUACGAGUGGCCCGACGACAUCACAAAGUGGCCGAUUUGUCGCAAAACCAACAAUCAAAUUUCGAACGCGGCAGCCAAUAGGAGGGACAAGAGCGCGCCACGUGACAAAUUGGCCGAACACAUGGUCUGUGAAGUGUCCUGUCUGAAUGACGUAUGCGGUAUGAUGCCGUUCUACUUCCCGGACGUACCCGAUCAAUUCUACAGGCUGUGGACUUCGUUGUUUUUGCACGCGGGCGUUCUACAGCUGAUCAUCACGAUCAUGGUGCAACAUUUCCUGAUGCGAGACCUCGAAAAGCUGACGGGAUCGUUGAGGAUCGGCAUCAUCUACAUCGGAUCGGGAGUGGGCGGAAAUUUGGCCAGCGCCAUUUUCGUACCUUACCGAGCUGACGUUGGUCCUGCAGGCUCACAAUUCGGUUUGUUGGCUUGCUUAAUCGUCGAGGUCUUAAAUUCAUGGCCGAUGUUGAAACACCCUAACCAAGCGCUCUGCAAACUCCUAUCAAUCACGAUGUUGCUGUUUCUGAUUGGUCUCCUACCGUGGGUGGACAACUACGCUCACUUGUUCGGCUUCGUAUUUGGUUUCUUGCUCAGCUACGCUCUCUUGCCGUUCGUCUCCUUCGGCCACUACGACCGAAACAAAAAGGUAUUUCUGAUCUGGGUGUGCCUGCUCACCUCUCUGAUCUUGUUCGUCGUCCUGGUGUUACUGUUCUACAUAAUUCCCGUCUACGACUGCGAAAUUUGUUCGUAUUUUAAUUGUUUGCCGUUGACGAGGGACUUUUGCGCCAGCCAGAAUAUCAAUUUUAAAAGGGAAGAGCCUAUAGUAUGACAAGAGGUGUCGCGGCGGUAUGUCGCCAGUGUCGUCAUGGGUGUCAUGGCGCUAGGCGUCGCGACAUUAAUGACGGUGCCGUUGUUAACAUUGAAUAAGUGUCCACUUUUAGUAUUUUUAUUCAAUUGUGAUAUUGUGGUUUUUUUUUUUGUUACUGGCCUAAAAAGUUUACAAACUCUGAUACAAGUUUAAGGAAUACAAAAUUGCGAAAAUCAACAAUACAGAAAAGUCUUAGAACUUUGAAAUGCUUCCUCAAACUUGGUGUAACAAGUUUGAAAACUUUUAUUUUGAUAUUGAAUAUUGUUUAAUGACUUCUUCUAUUAUGUUUGUUGUUAAUGUUAUGUUUGAAUAUGUACAUACAAAAAAAAAAAAAACAUUCCUAUAUCAGUUUGCUCAAUUUUUGUUGGCCCAUUUUUUUUUUUGACACAGUUCAGCAAAUACAGUGUGCGUACAAAAGAAAUUGAACCAAGUGACUCAAAUUAUAUAUUGACAGUGCAAUCGUAUUUUACUAUUAUCUAAAAAAAGGACAUAAACUAUGUGAUAAAUAUUUAAACAAAAAGACUUUUGCUGCUAAUUAAUUAAAUUGUCCUUUAAUAAUAAUAAUAAUAAUAAUAUUUGUUUUGGAAAGGGUAUUUUUUAGUAUAAAACAAAUAAAAUAAGAGUUGAUUUUUGAUUUAAAAACAAAAUCAAAAAUCCCGUAUUUUAUUUAGAUUUAAAAAUUUGUUUGCAACGAAUUUUGCGCCAUCUAUAAGCUUUUUCCAAAAUAAAAAGGUGUACAUUUAACAAGUUUUUUAGCUUUAAAUCCUUAUAUUUGUAAUGAUCAGGAACUUAUGAUCUACUCCCCAAAAACCAAAAUCAUGUAUAAUGUACUUGUCAUUUCCCCUCCCCCCCCAAAAAAAAGUCUUAUUUAUAAUAUGAUGUACUUAAAAAAAAAAAUUAUCGAACAAAAAACAAAAAUAUUUUCAUUAUUAUUAUAGAAAACAAUGUAUCAUAAGUAGGACUUACUUAAGAAUGACUCAUGUUGUAAAUAUUUUAACGAAAGGUACCUUCUUUAAUUUUAGGUGUGAUUUUUUUCAAUUUCUUUUAGGAUGAAAUUCCUUCCCUUCCUCCAACAGUGCAUAAAAAAAUAUAAUAAUAAUAAUAAUAAUUACAUAAUUGUAAAGUAUUGUUUCCCUUUUUUUUUAUAAGAAUUUAGCUAUUAUAAUAUUUGUAACAUUGUGAUUCGUGUAAGUGAACCUAUAGCCGACAAUUUCCUUUUUAAUCAUCCGUUUCCAAAAACGCCCCCCGUUUUAAUUUUAGACUGAUUCCUUGGAUGGUCUUUUGUGUUUGUUGUUAAACACCGACAAAAAAAAAAAUAUAUGAAAAUAGAGGCAGAAUUUACUUUUGAAAUAGACUCAUUUGUAUCUUAACUAGAACGAGUCACACUUAAAGGGGUUUUUAAUUACUAAAAAGUUUUAGCAGGAUAUACAGUGUUGCCAAAAUGAGUCUAUUUUAGAUAUGUUUCAAAAUUAUGACUGACCUAUUUAUGAAUUUUUGAGAGUAAUCCAUUCUAAAGAAACCCUUGUAUGUACAGCGUCCCCCUUUGUAAUUAUCAGGUGUUUACACUAUUAAGACCAAAGCCUUACGAUUAAUAUAAUAUGAUAAAUAAAUUCUGCACAUAUUAUGACAAAAAUA
Molecule: messenger RNA, 6566 nt
Organism: Ceutorhynchus assimilis (cabbage seed weevil)
Lineage: Eukaryota; Metazoa; Arthropoda; Insecta; Coleoptera; Curculionidae
Source: the annotation of a GenBank genome assembly